Hibiscus syriacus is the source of this 981-nucleotide messenger RNA. RefSeq names its product protein TIFY 10A-like. The record is from RefSeq and is a predicted model, not a curated record. NCBI's taxonomy places the organism in Eukaryota, Viridiplantae, Streptophyta, Magnoliopsida, Malvales, Malvaceae. The transcript has 3 exons. The coding region runs from base 65 to 814 and encodes 249 amino acids. Gene Ontology annotation, biological process: regulation of defense response; regulation of jasmonic acid mediated signaling pathway; response to wounding. Gene Ontology annotation, cellular component: nucleus.
CAUUCUCUGAAAAAAACCCAGAGGAGCGAAGGAUCGGAUUCUGUUUUUGUUUGAACUUUGAAGGAUGUCUUGUUCACCGGAGAAGAAGCCGAAGUUUAGCCAAACUUGUAGCCUUUUGAGUCAGUACUUGAAGGAGAAAGGUAGUUUUGGAGAUCUGACUCUGGGAAUGACAUGCAAUGUUGAAGCUAAUGGGAAUCCGGAGAUGCUGCGUCCUUGUCCCACCAUGAAUUUGUUUCCGGUCACUGAGAAAUCCGGUGGCGACUGUGGGCGCGACGUUGGGGCGGCUCGGAAAUCGAGAUCGAUGGAUCUGUUCGCUAAUCAAGCUGGUUUUCCAUCACCACCGGUUCCGAAGGACGAUGGCCUGAAAAGGGUUGAUUCUAGUGUUACCACCGUGAACAAAGCGGCUGCGGCGGAGCCUCAAACUGCACAGAUGACAAUCUUUUACGGUGGACAAGUGAUUGUGUUCAACGAUUUCCCGGCCGAUAAAGCUAAGGAAAUCAUGCUUUUAGCUGGCAAGGGGAACUCUCGAAGCAAUAGCAUGGCUAGAAGACCGGUUGAAUCCGGUACCGGAGUUCCACCUACCGCUAGUUUCAGCCACACCGCCACACAAGACUGCGUACGCUCUCCUCUGCGACCAAUUCCCGGUGGCGAUUUGCCAAUUGCGAGGAGAGCUUCACUCCACCGUUUCCUCGAGAAGAGAAAGGACAGGAUCACCACAAGCGCACCGUACCAGAUUGUUAACCCGGCAGCUCCGCCUUCCAAGCCCGCCGACGACAAAUCUUGGCUCGGUUUGGCUGCCCAAACCCCGCAAUAGUUGAGGUUUAUUGUUACGCCUCCUAUGGAUUUUUGUUUUUCAGCUUGCCGUUUCAUUUAGCUGUUCCCUUAGACCCUAACUCUCGAUCAAAAUCCCAUCAUUAGUUUAAUUGUAAUUAUUCUCCACUAUUACAUUGUUAGUUAAUGAAUCAAAAGUUAUUGAUCUUC